Molecule: messenger RNA, 582 nt
Organism: Capronia epimyces CBS 606.96
Lineage: Eukaryota; Fungi; Ascomycota; Eurotiomycetes; Chaetothyriales; Herpotrichiellaceae
Exons: 3
Coding region: 1-582 (193 amino acids)
Source: RefSeq, a predicted model, not a curated record
AUGUCGAGGACGAAGAAGAACACACCCGGUGGAGGUGGAGGUGGAGCGAAGAACAAAGGCGUGUGGAGUUGGAAUAAGAUGUGUCUCCUUCUCGCCCACGUCCUCCACGAAGUCCAAACAGCCCCAACUCCGGAGCAAUGGACAAAGAUCGCAGCCGCUGUGGGCGAAGGCGAGAAGGCCUGCCAAGACAAGUUCACGAUGCUGGUCACAGAAACAGCCAAGAUCACCGAGGAGGACGACACGAUUAACAAGGCACGGACCGAACUCCACGACGCGAUCAACAAGGCACGGACCAAACUCUUGAACCAGUUGAACAAUGCACGAACCAAUGGGCCAAAGAAGCCACGGAAGUCGAAGCAGCCAUGGCGGAAGUCGAAGAAGCCACGAAAGGCCAAGAAGAUGUCCCAGACGGUCCAGACCACUGCAGAUACCAAUCACACCGUGGUGCAAGCACAGGAUGGUCUAUUCGUUGACCCGAACCCGACGGCCAGCCUAGUCGACCAAACUCACGCCCACAUUCAAGAGCCCGUUGCCGAGACUCAAUGUACGCAGCUCAGUGAUGAUGACCUGAUGGACAUCUGA